AUGGCAGAACCGACAGAACCCAAACCCGGCGAAAUCGCCAUGGCGACUGAAUCAAAUGCGCCAGCUCCCCAGCCUUCACCGCAGACGGAGCAACCGUCAGAACAAACAAACCUGCCGGUGCCGGAGUCAAAUCACACCCCAGUCCCGACCAGCGAGCCUCAACCUGCGCUCCAACCGGAGGCACAACCUGGAUCCCAACCAGAGCUUCAACCUGAGCCUCAAUCGGUGCCUCAAUCGGUCCCUCAAGUGCAGCCUCUACAUGUACCCCAACCGGAGCCUCAGCAUGAACCCUCACCAGGGCUUCAAAACCAGCCACCACGACCGACUACCGAGACAAACGAGCAACCAAGCGCCUCGAACCCACCAGAUCAAAUGAAUGAAACUACGCCCGUGCCAAACCCCGCUCCCCCCUCCAUCGAAUCUACACUCCCACCCAUAGACCAUUCCCUUCCUGCGAUGGAUACGUCCCAGUCAUUAAUGGACGCCGGGUUGACCUCAUUCGAUUCAGCAUUUCAGUCAGUGGGCUCUGGCGCCGAGCACGACUUGUCGCUUCCGGCAAUUGACACAACCCUGCCUACAUUUGACUCCGCGUUGCCAGCGAUCGGGACCGAUAUUCCUACCAUGGACGAUGACCAUACAUUCCCAGAUGACCAUUUCAACACACAUGACUCCCACUCUGGGUCUGUUGAACCGGGGCACAGCGGGCCUGGGUCUAUGAAUGGAUCGACACCAUACGACGCGCCCAAUGGCUACCAGUAUGCGCAGAACCCAAGCACUCCCCAGCAGUCGGAUGGACAUCAUCAUCCACCACCUCAAGCACACUCCCAGCAUCAAUUCCAGGCGCAGCCUCAGCCACAACAGAAUUAUCAGCACCAAGGCUCAGAUAUGUACUCCGGCUUUUCGUCAGUGAAUUCAAACACCGGGAGCAACGGUCAGGGACAGCCGGGGCAGAUGCCACAAGCACCAAUUGGGUCGCCUAUGCCUCCCAUGUCAUCCAUGGGCCAGUACAUGACUGGAUACCCAUCCAAUGUCUCACAGCAGGGUAUGGAUUCGAACGUGCAGAUGCGCCACCCAUUUCAAGGCGACCCUAAUAAUUUGCUUUCAGGGGGACGACACAAGAAAGAAGUCAAACGACGGACAAAAACCGGUUGUCUGACUUGUCGUAAACGAAGAAUUAAGUGUGACGAGGGACAUCCAGUCUGCCGAAAUUGCGUGAAAAGCAAGCGCGAGUGUUUAGGUUACGACCCGGUGUUUCGGCCUACAGCGUCAGCCCCCUCAGCCAUCCAACCUGCUCCAAACCCUCCUCCAUCCUUGGUUGUGAACCCCCAAGGACCCCCUGUCGCAGCUGCGCCUUUGUACCCUUCUGCACCUCCUGGGUACAUGCCCGCUUCUUCACAACCAUUUGCGCCAUCCCUUCACUCCGAAUCACCUAGCACCUCCACCGAUCACCAAGUUGAUCAUAGAGCUUCUGUUGAUACAUCAAUUGCACCACCCCACACACAACAAGCUCCUACAACAAUGCAGGCUUCACACGAACCUCGGCCUCAGAGCUCAGAGCCCGUCUACAAAGCGAAAAACCUUCAUGUCAGUGACUUGAUCGCUUUGCGAGGCAUCGCCCCUCCCCCACCUCAUCCUAUUGGAAACCUCCCUCCUGGUCGGCUCGAAGAAAUCCAGGCCGUCUUCCUGGCCACAUACGCACCUGCUAUCGAUAAGCUCCUGGAAGUUCGGUGGUAUUCCGAGAAGGCACUCCAGGUUCUCAUGGCAGACAAUCAGCUCAUGGCUGACUACUCUGCUUUGAUUAAUGCAUUCAACGACUGGAAUCUCAGCGACCCCAACACUCUUGCUCGCCUGGAGAGCUUCGAAGCUUCGAUCAUUUGGAGAAGUAUGGUGCUCUGCCGUCAAGUACCUGCAGCAGAAAACGGCCAAUACGGGCAAGAUUGGAACCUGUGCGCUACUUCUGCCCGUCUGGAUGCGAUGGAAGCUCUCUUGAGCUGGAACUACCUGGAUUCCAACCAUUUGUCUCGGACACUUGGAAUGGAUGCCGCCAGCCCACCCAACCCGCCUGAUCAGUUCAUGCAACGUCAAUUGGACUUCUGGAGCGAGCUCGGGGAGUUCCUAACACUUCAUGAUAAUGAAGCUAGCUCCGCGAAGCAGAUCGAUGAUACCCUUGGUCGUUGCCGUCAUUUACUUGAUACCUACGAAAACCGUGAUAUUAUCUACUCCAUUGCCAUUGCGCGACACCUGGGUCAACGCUGGGCCGAUUUCCCUAACAGCUUGCCUAAGGUCGGAUACACCAACGAGAAGGAAUCUGGCACCAAGCUCUUCGUUGCACAGAAGUUCAUCGAGGAAGAAGCCGAGGGCAAGGGUACCACCCAGAUCUACAAGCGCAUUUGCUGCAUGGCAGUUCGCUCAUGGUGGGUUGCUCGGGAGUGA
Messenger RNA from Penicillium longicatenatum, 2433 nucleotides. RefSeq names its product putative C6 finger domain protein. Gene Ontology annotation, molecular function: DNA-binding transcription factor activity, RNA polymerase II-specific; zinc ion binding. Gene Ontology annotation, biological process: regulation of DNA-templated transcription. The record is from RefSeq and is a predicted model, not a curated record. The coding region runs from base 1 to 2433 and encodes 810 amino acids. NCBI's taxonomy places the organism in Eukaryota, Fungi, Ascomycota, Eurotiomycetes, Eurotiales, Aspergillaceae. The transcript is spliced from 3 exons.